This is a messenger RNA of Linum tenue, 1446 nucleotides long. The record is from the annotation of a GenBank genome assembly. NCBI's taxonomy places the organism in Eukaryota, Viridiplantae, Streptophyta, Magnoliopsida, Malpighiales, Linaceae.
AAAAGUCUAUCUACUGUUAUGAUACGUUAUAAUGGUAAAUAUAUAGGCUGUAGUCAGGUAUACCAGAGAAAAGCAAAUCAAAGCAAAACCCAUUUAAGCUACAGGCUGCCUCCUGAGAGCUGCUAAAAGCAAGAGAGGGGAAAAAAAAACUUCUCUCACAAAAAGGAAUAUGUGAAAAAUGAGGGUUUUAUACUAAUAAUUAUUAUUUUGUGUAUAUAUAUUUGGGGAGUCCAGUUGCCUUUGCUCUAUCACCAUUUGCAGGCAGAAAGAGAGAGAGAGAGAUAGGGCAAGAGAGAAGCUAAGAAAGAAAGGGCUUGCUGUAGAGCCAGCCACCUAAUUUUCUGAAAAUUAAACCUCCUCUUCUUUCUUCCUGUUUCUUCUUGUUGAUCUCUUCAGCUUGUUAAGGAAAGAGGGAAGAUCAUCUCCAUGUCUAGCUGCAUAGAUAUGGUGCCUGAGCAACUCUGCUACAUCCCUUGCAACUUCUGCAAUAUUGUGCUCGCGGUGAGCGUUCCAUGCAGCAAUCUGCUGGACAUAGUCACCGUCCGAUGCGGGCACUGCACGAACCUCUGGUCGGUCAACAUGGCCGCGGCCUUCCAGUACUCUCUCUCUUCCUGGCACCACCACCACCAGGGAGGAAAUGGAUACCAGAACAACAACGUUGCUAGUAACUUGAACUAUCACCAUGCUGCUGCUGGCUCCUCUUCAUCUUCUGCCAAAUCGAGCCCGGCCACGACCAAGCUGCCUGCAGCCCGAUCGUUGGCCGCGGCUAACCUAGCUGAAGAACGGAUCAUCAACCGACCUCCCGAGAAGAGGCAGCGAGUGCCUUCUGCGUACAACCAGUUCAUCAAGGAGGAGAUCCAGAGGAUCAAGGCUAAUAACCCGGAUAUUAGUCACCGCGAGGCUUUCAGUACCGCCGCGAAAAAUGUAAGUUCGUUUAUGUGGGCACACUUCCCUCACAUCCACUUUGGGUUGAUGCUCGAGACUAACAAAAAGACGGCCUACUAAGCUCCGUCCAUCAUCAUCGUUAGACGACGUUCAUGGUUGAGAGGAAGAUGGUGUAAUGUGAAGGGGUUUGCCACAAUUUGGAGGCUAAUGAGUGCUAAUUGAGGAGCGGAGGGCUCGAUAUGGUUCCUGCAUGGAUGGUCUUGAUUUUUCCUAAGAUUAUGAAGUUGUAAUCCAUUUUUAAUUACCAAAAGCAUGUUUUAUUUUUUUGUUGUUGUUGGGUUUUUUGGCUUUCUUUGCUGGAAUAUGAUGAUGGAUUUUAAGGACAUAUACAUGGAGAAAACCUGUAUAUCUAUCUCGGCUGAGAUAGAUGUACACAUAUGCAAUGCUAUGUUCCUAUGAAAUACUUGAUGUUUUCGUUGUGGAUGCUCAUAAUAUUGAGAAUGCUCAUUGCAAUUCAAUAGGGGUCGUUUUGAUUAAUCAAUUGAAAAAAAAAAACGAGAC